This is a messenger RNA of Macrosiphum euphorbiae (potato aphid), 207 nucleotides long. The record is from the annotation of a GenBank genome assembly. Lineage: Eukaryota; Metazoa; Arthropoda; Insecta; Hemiptera; Aphididae.
AUGAUUGUUAGAGAAGCUUUAGAAGCCAUUCGAGAAGAUGCUGAUAAAUCCUUUAAGGAAAUAAUGAAAAAUGUUAGAAAAAUAGCUUCUGACAUUGAAAUACGCAUGCCUCGAAUCUACGGGAGACAAACUGCCCGAAACAAUGUUAAUGCCAAAGACGCAGAGGAAUAUUAUAAAAUAGUAUCUAAUAUUUAUUCCAUUUCUUGA